Molecule: messenger RNA, 684 nt
Organism: Phytophthora nicotianae INRA-310
Lineage: Eukaryota; Oomycota; Peronosporomycetes; Peronosporales; Peronosporaceae
Exons: 2
Coding region: 1-684 (227 amino acids)
Source: RefSeq, a predicted model, not a curated record
AUGGCAUCAAUCUCCAAGAUGGACUACGACGAGCUGUUCCAGCUCGACCUCCCUGCCAAGAAGGGUUUCAGACAGCCGUACACGGCAAUCGAGGUAGCUCGCAUGGUGUAUUUUGCACAGGAACGGAUGAGGGAGGAUGGUGACAUCCCCCGUGCCGUCUGGAAAAUCGCAGCUGCCAAUAACGUAACAAACCAUUCGGCGGACAGCAUGGACUCUCACUACAGAAAAAACCUGAGAAAUCUCACUGAGGAUCAGAGACAGAAGCUUAUGGCGGACGCCGCGGCGACACUGCGCGCCACAAUGUUGCCCGAGAAGGCUCAGUGCGAAUUCGAUCCCGAAUCGAAGUUAAAAGGUGAUGCUAACUCGGCCGUGGUCGUCGGCGAUACGGAGGUGCAUAGCAUCAUAUCGCGAAUCUGUCGUGAUACUGGUCAGGACAAGCUGGCGGUGGCACACGCACUGUACUUUUACAGUGGGUGUAUCGAAAAUACUGUCGCCUUCCUGAACGGUGGCCCACCGGGCAGUAUUUGGUGCGAUGAAGAUGACAAGAUUUUAACGAGCUCGUUGGCCCUCCAACAUGUAAGCGAGUUCACCAUAGCCGAGGCGGAGCGUCGCGGUUCCUUUGCGGGUAUGAAGGUUCCACGUACCAACGCUUCCAUUAUGGAACGUGCCUUGUUUUUAAAGUAA